Messenger RNA from Lodderomyces jiufengensis, 2178 nucleotides. RefSeq lists its product as uncharacterized. The transcript has a single exon. Gene Ontology annotation, molecular function: sulfate transmembrane transporter activity. Gene Ontology annotation, biological process: transmembrane transport. Gene Ontology annotation, cellular component: membrane. NCBI's taxonomy places the organism in Eukaryota, Fungi, Ascomycota, Pichiomycetes, Serinales, Debaryomycetaceae. The record is from RefSeq and is a predicted model, not a curated record. Bases 1 to 2178 code for a protein of 725 amino acids.
AUGUCAUCAUCACCUCGACCUUCAUUAAGGAAUAAUAAUCGUCGAGUCGCGAGUCCAAGUCCAAGUAUUAGACCAAUAUCAAAUAGAAGAGUUCAUGAACUGGAUAGAUUAUUAAAUAAAAUAGAUUCAAUUAGAUAUACAACUGAUGAAGAUGAUAAUUGUUCAAUAAAUUAUUCACAAUAUACUCCUACGUCUUCUAAUAUAGAUCAUUUAGAAUGGUCAGAUAUUUUACCUUAUUAUUUACCUUGUUUAUCAUGGAUUAAAAAAUAUAAUUUAAAAUAUUUUAUUGGUGAUUUAAUUGGUGGUUUAACUUUAGUAUUUUUUCAAUUACCUUUAUCAUUAUCAUAUGCAACUACUUUAGCUCAUGUACCUGUUAUUUCUGGAUUAUAUUCUUUAGGAUUAUCUCCUUUAAUGUAUAUGAUAUUUGGAAGUGUACCUCAAAUGGUUGUGGGACCAGAAGGUCCAAUAUCUUUGGUUGUUGGACAAGCAGUUGAACCAUUAUUACAUCAUGCAAAAAAGAAGAAUUUAGAUCCUUUGGAAUAUGUUGCAGUUGUUACAUUUAUAAGUGGUGCAAGUUUAUUGGGAUUUGGAUUAGGUAGGUUUGGUUUUUUGGACAAUGUAUUGAGUCCAUCUUUAUUAAAAGGAUUUAUUGCAGGUGUGGGGAUAGUAAUGAUUAUAAAUUCAUUGAUCAUAAUAUUAGGAUUAGAAGCUUUACUAAAAAAAAUUUCUGAUGAUCCAAAUCAAAUGGAUAUACAUUCACCAUUUGAUAAAGUUGUUUUUCUAAUAAUGAAAUGUAAAGAAUUUGAUUCGUUAAGUUUAAAAAUUGGUUUAGUUGGAUUUGUUAUUAUAAUGACUGCAAAAUUUUUUAAGAAAAAACAUCCAAAAUUAAUAUUAGUUCCCGAAAUUUUAAUUGUAGUUGUUACUGCAACUAUACUUUGUCAAGUUAAUAGAUGGGAUUUGAAAGGAUUGCCAGUAAUUGGUAAAGUCAAAAACAGUAAUAACUUAACUUUAUAUAAUCCAUUCCUGUGGAAAUUAAUUAAAAAAUUAGGAACUUCUGGAUUUUUAUGUGCAAUGUUGGGAUUUUUUGAAUCAACUACAGCUUCAAAAUCUUUAGGUUCAAGUUUUGAUUUACCUAUUUCUUCGAAUAGAGAAUUAGUUGCUUUAGGAAGUUUGAAUAUUUUUGGAUCAUUUUUUGGUGCAUUACCAGCAUUUGGUGGUUAUGGAAGAAGUAAAAUAAAUGCAAUUUCAGCAAAAACAACAAUGUCAGGUGCAAUAAUGGGAUUAGUUACUAUUUUCACUAUUCAAGUUCUUUUGGAUUAUUUAUAUUUCGUUCCAGAAUGUAUUUUGAGUGUAGUUAUUGCAGUUAUUGGUAUAUCAUUAAUUGAAGAAGCUCCUUAUGAGUUAUAUUUUUAUUGGAGAACUGGUGGAACUGAUGAAAUAAUUACGUUUGCAAUUACUGUUUUUACCACAUUAUUUUUUUCCAUAGAAGGUGGUAUAGCUGUUGGAUUGAUUUAUUCAUUAAUAAGAGUUGUUAAAAACUCAGCUGAAUCAAGAAUACAAAUCUUAGGAAGAAUUCCAAAUUCAAAUACAUUUGUUGAUGCUGAUAUUCCAGUAACAACUCAAGUAGGUUCUCAAUUAAACAUUUUUAAUGAUAUGAGACAAACUCAUUUAAAUCAUGGUGCAAUUGAAGAAGUUGAAGGUUGUUUAAUUAUAAAAAUACCUGAACCUUUAAGUUUCACCAAUUGUAGUGACUUAUUAGUCAGAUUGAAAAGAGUGGAAAUGUAUGGUUCGACAAGAGCUCAUCCAGCACUGAAAAGAAGUAGAGAUUUAACAAUGACUCAAUAUGUUAUAUUUGACUUAGAUAGUAUGAAUGCAAUUGAUUCUUCAGCUGCAAAGACAAUGAAAGAAUUAAUAAUGAACUACCAAAAAAGAGAAAUAAAAUCAUGUUUUGUCAAAGUAGCCAAGUCAGUUAGACCAAUCCUAGAGCAUUCAGGUAUAAGUGAUUUACUACGAAAUGAUUUAAAAAAAUUAAAAUAUUAUGAAAUUCAAAAUUUAGCUGAUAAUAGUGAAAAUGAUGGCAUAAAAAGAUGUCAUAAAUUAAUUGUUGAUGAUCCAUAUUUUGAUCAUAUUCUGGACACUUUAAAGUUAAUUGAUUGUUUUGAAAAUAUGAAUGUAUAG